AUGCUUCCUUCGCCCGCUGUGCCACCGUCAAUUGUAAUCUCAUCAUGUCGUUCACAUAGCGAAUUUCACGACACAUCAGGUCAUAUCUUUUUACCAAACACAAGAAAGUGGCGAACAAUGACAUCAAUGAGGCAAACGUCCGUUCCAAUCAACGUCUAUGAAAGAACAACAGAUAUCGAAGCAGGGAGAGGGCCGCCCUAUGUGCAUCCGCCUGCGACGAGUAAUGUGGCAAGUUGUGAAGGAUCGUCAUCACGUGUUACGCCGCCUUCGUCGCAACCACCAAUGAUGGCACCCUCUCCCCACUCUCGAUUUAUUGACGGAUUUAGAAGGCGAACCAGACUUCGUUCAUGUAAUGUACCAGCAACUGGACAAGAAAGCUUAGAUAUGGAUCUCGGUUUUCCACCCGUUUGUUCACCUCCACCGGAUGUAGGCCCUGUAUCGACACCUGACACAUUUGGUGGACCGCGACUUAGGAGAAGGACCGUAUCAGAUGCUGCUCAUACGGGCAUCAAUUUUGUUUUAAACAACAAACGACAUUCUGGGGUUCUCGUGAUUUUUCCUCACUCUCCCUCAUCUCAUAGUGAACUUCUACACAGUACCCCUACUCCUACUCUUGCAGCUAGCAAGCGUCCUUCUGGGUUUUUAGCCGGAACUGGCGCAUCAAAAAGUUUUGAAGGUUCUCUACCAGCCACUCCACGAAGCGGUGAAAAUGGUGGUCAAUCCUCUCCACGUCGCCCUCUUUACGUCGACACUCAGCUGGCGAAUGGGAUGUCCGAAAAACGGAGAAGUCCGGUCACAAGCGUUGUCGAUUUUGUUCGAGGACGUAGCCGUGCUGCAUCGUUGAGUUUAUCGGGACCAGCAACUCCACCAUCACCGCCUGCGCCGAUGUCAGUGUCAGCUCGAGCAUCAGCGUCCACUGAUGGAGGCAUGCCAACUUCGCCGAUGUUUUCUCCUCAGCCACGAAAUAAUGGUCGCCCACCGCUCUCAAGAUUGUACCGUCCUGGAAUGCGUAGUUUAGAUUCAGGUCUUGACCUUAGUUCACCGACGAUUGGACAUACAGCACUGCUUAUCAAAGAGGCAGCCCUCUUCAACUCAUUUGAGUCAAUGACCAUUGGUUCAACUGUAGCUGAUAUAAAUACUGUGUUUUUCGAUUGCCAGGAUGCUGUUUACUCACUGUUCAUGAAAGCACAUAAAUGUUACGACCUUAUACCGACAUCCACAAAACUUGUCGUUUUCGACACACAACUACCGGUAAGGAAAGCAUUUUUCGCACUUGUAUAUAAUGGAGUUCGUGCAGCACCUUUGUGGGACAGCGAGAAGCAGCGUUUUAUCGGCAUGCUUACAAUCACGGAUUUCAUCAAGAUCUUAAUAAAGCACUAUGAAGCUGGCGAUAAGGAAGAAAAAAUGCAGGCUCUUGAAGAGGAGCAAAUUAGUCAUUGGCGAGAACAGUUUGAAUCAGAUGAAAAUGGCGUCCAGCCUCUCGUAACGAUCGAUCCAAACGAAAGCUUGCAUCGGGCAGUACAAGUGCUUUGCGAGUCAAAAGUUCAUAGAUUACCAGUUAUGGAUAAGAACACUGGCAACAUCAGCUAUAUCCUUACACAUAAAAGACUUAUCAAAUUUCUAUCUUUAUAUCUGGGCGACUUGCCAAGGCCAGCAUUUAUGGAACGCACGCCAAAAGAGCUGGGCAUAGGAUCUUGGGGCGACGUUGUCACGAUUCAUGUGGAUACGCCACUCCACGACGCGCUGGAGAUCUUCCUGCGAAAUAGGGUUUCGGCUCUACCUUUAGUGGACGAGAAAGGACGGGUUGUUGAUAUAUACGCCAAAUUCGACGUUAUCAGUCUGGCAGCUGAAAAAUCGUACAACAGGCUCGACUGUACUGUACAGGAAGCACUCAAAAAUCGUUCUGAUUGUUUCGAAGGUGUACAAUGUUGUCGUGAGACCGAUUCACUAUUUGAUGUGCUUCAAGCUAUAGUUCGCGCUGAAGUUCACAGGUUAAUAGUGACGGAUACGGAGCAGAGGAAACAUGAUGUAGAUUUGUUGGUGGAGGUAGGUAGUUGGAAUCAUCUCCCUUUCCGACGUUCUCAAAUUCCUCAUAUUGGACCCGGCACACAACACGGAGCUUGGAGGAACAUCUACUCAACAGUCACCACACGUUUCGAUCGACGAUAG
Molecule: messenger RNA, 2169 nt
Organism: Necator americanus (New World hookworm)
Lineage: Eukaryota; Metazoa; Nematoda; Chromadorea; Rhabditida; Ancylostomatidae
Exons: 18
Coding region: 1-2169 (722 amino acids)
Biological process (GO): protein phosphorylation; regulation of catalytic activity
Cellular component (GO): cytoplasm; nucleotide-activated protein kinase complex; nucleus
Molecular function (GO): protein kinase regulator activity; protein kinase binding; AMP binding
Source: RefSeq, a predicted model, not a curated record